Halteromyces radiatus is the source of this 1632-nucleotide messenger RNA. RefSeq lists its product as uncharacterized. The record is from RefSeq and is a predicted model, not a curated record. The transcript has 4 exons. Lineage: Eukaryota; Fungi; Mucoromycota; Mucoromycetes; Mucorales; Cunninghamellaceae. Gene Ontology annotation, molecular function: transcription cis-regulatory region binding; DNA-binding transcription activator activity, RNA polymerase II-specific. Gene Ontology annotation, cellular component: RNA polymerase II transcription regulator complex. The coding region runs from base 106 to 1410 and encodes 434 amino acids.
UUUAUCAUUCUCUUUCUUUUUCUUUUUAUUUCUUUUUUUUUUUGGAUAUCUCUUCUUUAUAUAUUUAUUUUUUAAAAAAAAAAACUUGACGACCUUUUUAUUAUCAUGGCCUUUACAAAUUCAACAACUGGUAAUGAUAUCAAGUUAAACUUGAACCAAUCUACUUUAGACUUUCUUAAUGCCGCCAUAGCAAGUCAUUCCAAUACUCAACUACAACAAGUUCAAGAACAACUAUUAUUAUCUUCUGGUAUUCAGUUAGGAGAUGAUAAGAAUUCUAUAUCACAACAACAACAACAACCACAUGGUAUAAGCAAAAGAUCUAUUGAUAGUACUGAUGAGAAUGAUAUACCUGAGGCGGCGACUCCUAAACGACCUGGACGAAAACCAUUGGAAAAGACCUCCACUGUGGAUCAACCAUUAGAUCCAAAACAGAAAAGAAAGGCUCAAAAUCGUGCUGCGCAACGUGCAUUCCGUGAACGUAAAGAAAAACAUGUAUCAGAACUACAAGCAAGAAUCAAAGAAUUGGAAGAAUUAACAUCAAAAACGGAUAAGGAUUUGAUUGAAGAAAAUAAUCAACUUAAAGAACAACUAAAGAAACUUCAAGAAGAAAAUUAUGCUCUGAAGGACGCCAAAUUCACCUUUGAAUUCCCUCUUUCUGAUCAACAACAACAGCAACAAAACAACAACAAAACAAGAACAACAACCACAUCAUCACCAACAUCCAAUGUCCAAAAUAAUACAAAUGAUAUCCAAGAUGAUGCUUCCGGGGGCUCCAGCAGCAGUGGUACAGAACAAUCACCUCUAUCAUUGGCACAAGAAGAUGACUCCGAUACUCCGGCUACUAAGACACCGACCAGUUUCCAAGAUGCGUCCAAUGCCUUUUUACCUUUUGGAUCUAUUGCUGCAUCACAAGACUUUGACUUUUUAGCGGUACCAGGCGGAAAGGAUACAUCGACUUCUCCAUCUUAUGAUCUCAAAGAAUUAUUCCAUGGCAAGAACGAUAUAUUUACAGGUUAUCGACAACCUUCCACAUCUGACGAAUUCGGUACUGAUGACUUUUUAUUGGAUAACAGUGGACUUCCUGCCUUAUUUGGAGGUGAUGAUUUAUUUGGAUUUACACAGCAACAAGCACAACAUGCUCCCUUCUUAUUGGAUCAAUUUUAUAUGCCUCAUGAUGUGGAACCCCGGCCUCAUAUUCGAAAGGAGACUUUGGAAGCCUCUUUACAACGUGCUAAACAAGAAGGUGUACGAGCUUAUGAAGUCCAAGAACAACUCAAAAACUGUCCCGAUUUCAAUUUGGAUGCUUUAUGUGAAGAUCUCAAGGCCAAGGCUUCUUGUUGUGAAAGCAAAUAUGUAUUGACUGAACAUGAUGUAGAAUCAUACUUACAAUGUUUCGACCAAAAGCUGUAGAUUAGUAUCCCCAUUAUUUUCCUUUACUUAUUAUCAUUCCUCAUCAUCAUUUUUAUAUAAAUAUAUUUUCAUCGACAACUAGUAGCAUAUCCCUCCUCUCUCUCUCUCUCUAUUUUUUUUCUCUUUUUUUUUUUUUAUGGCUUCACUAUGAUCUUUCAUCCCCUACUCCAUCAUUCAGUAAUAUGUUUAUAUAUAUAUAUAUAGUAUAGUUUUUUUUUUUUU